AUGGCGCAAUCCAGGCAGCAGCAGCAGGCUCCCCCGCCACAGCAGUCCCAGUUCUCUCAACCAUUCUCUCCUCCCGUCUCAUCUCCCUCUCCUAACUCGGGCUCUCCUGUGAACGGCGGACCAGCCCCUCCACCAUCCAAACGACCUCGUCUGUCUCCCCUUCCUCCGUCGGGCUCUCAGUCACCCUACGCUUCGCCAAGUUUCGGCUCGCUUCAGUUGCCCCAAGGUCAGCCAUCGAUGAAUGGAUCAACGAUGAACAGCAUGCCGUCCACUCCCGCUGCCCCUGCUCCUGCGCCCCCGGGCGCCAUGGGCCCACCUUCUCGACCGGCCGACAAGGUGACAGAUGCCGCGGAGCUUACGGAUGUUCUGGCCUCAUCCGGUAUCGACGUGCGCGAGGAAGAGGCUUUUCUCACGCGCAGCUUCGGAGGGCCCAAUACAGCAUCGCAGCCGACUCGAUCGUCGCAGACGCCCGCACCUCUCCCCCUCAGUACUUCCUUUUCCUCUCAAGUGUCCACUCCGGGGACACUGUCCGCCUCGGCUAGCUUCAACGAGCUGCCUCAGAUCAAACCAGCAACACCGCAAGAAUCCUUUUCCACAGAGCCAGCUUCACAAACUUCGGUUCCGUUCAAGGAUCCCAAUGAGCCCACUCGACAGGAUACCGAGGCUGCGCGGCGGGCGCAGUACCAUCUUCAAGAACCGUUCUUGUUGACCAAGCUCCUUGAGCAAAAGUUGCAGAAGCGAGGGUUUGAGCUUGGAGUCCGCAUCCCGUCAGAGGGCCUGUUCCACCCUGUCCCCGGCCGGCCGCAACCCAUCGAGGUAACGGGCCCAGAUGGCAGCGCAGUGGUGAGAAGUGGGAAAACCAUUCUGAACCAGGAAGGUGCGCCAUUGGUUGACAUUCUGAAUCUGUUGUCUCUCUCGUGUGAAGAACGCCUGCGGGGAGUGGUCGAUUAUUCUUCGACACUGUCCCGCAGCCGCCGGGCACACUCGCAUGGUGCGAUCCCAUCUGAAUGGGGGGAUGUCGCGCAGCCUCUUGGUCCGACUGCCGGGAAUGCCGGAGCUGCCAAGGCUUCACUGAAGCGUCCGUACGAAAUCUAUCGGGCUAUUGCCAGAAAGGAAGCAGCGCAGGAGGAGCGGCGUGAGGCCAAGCGCAACAAGCGCGGUGCCAGUGCCAUUCUAGGCGAGGGUACCCCUCAGCGAUCCGAUUCGAUCGACAUGGGAUCUGCGCCCUCGACUCCAAUCGGCGAGCGAGCACCUAGUUUCAACCCAAAGUCUAUAAGCAAGAAAGAACAGAAGAAAAUGAUGGAUGCCAAGGCCAGCGAGGUUCAGCAACAUCAACAAUCCGUGGAGACCGCGCGAUUGGCCACCAACAGCAUGCUUUCAACCCGCCGGUUCGGUGGCGCCAAAAAGUCAUAUUCAUGGCUCAAACCCGGUGGCUCCUCCAGUGGGUUCACUCCCGUGCGCCCCGCUCCUUCAACGCCGACUGCUACGCCCGACAAGCCCACUCAACCCGGAGAAGCUACGCCCAGCCAACCCAAGCGGCGACUCGGAACGUGGCGCGAAGAUCAAGAGAAGGGAUUGGGAAUUCAAGUGCGAGACAUUCUGUUCAUGCUCGAGGUGGACGGCCGAGGCAUGAAACAUUUGCAAAAGGGCUAUCUGAAAGAUCCGAGGGAGGAUCGUGAUCGGGGGGAUUGA
Molecule: messenger RNA, 1692 nt
Organism: Penicillium riverlandense
Lineage: Eukaryota; Fungi; Ascomycota; Eurotiomycetes; Eurotiales; Aspergillaceae
Exons: 2
Coding region: 1-1692 (563 amino acids)
Biological process (GO): DNA-templated transcription initiation
Cellular component (GO): transcription factor TFIID complex
Source: RefSeq, a predicted model, not a curated record